AUGUUUAGAGAUUAUUUACUUGCCACACUAAAUCUAUGUAUAAUAGGAUGUGAAGAAUCUUCUUAUGUCACAAGUUCAAAAAGUGAUGAUAUUUUAGAUGUAGAUGAUAAAUCUGAAACAUUAGAAGUCAAUCAAAGUGAUUUAAUGUUUAUUAUUGAUGACAAGGCAAAGAAUGGUUUUAUCAAAGGAAAUUUUAUGAUUGAUUGGAAAAAUUUAGAUGCAAGUUUAGAAAAAGGAUAUCCACUUUUUGAUUGUGAUUUUGAACUUGAGAUAUUAGAAGAGAAGUAUAAAAUAGAAAACAUGCAAAACUGUAGAAUAUUUUUUAAUGAAGAUGGUUCUUCUAAAAUUAAGUUUUUAGGAAAUAUUUCUUUAAAAUUAAAUGAUUUGGUUGAAACUUUUAAUGUAACUGCAGAUUUGAAUGCUGAAUUGGAAAAAGAUUAUACCAUUACUUUAUCUGGAACUUUAAAAAUGGAGAGUUUGAAACAUGAAAUGAUUGAGGAAUCACUUGAUACUGCAAAGACAUCUGAGUCUGAAAAGCUAAAGAGUAUUGAACAAAUGAUAUUGUUGUUAUCUGAAUUACCUGAUAGUAUAAACAUGACUGAAAAAGAUUUAAUUGAGAAUAAUUCAUUGUUAGUUGGUUUUGACAGUUUAAAAUCAUUUUUAUCUUUUAAGAAAGAAGAUAUAUUACCAAUAUUACAAUCACUUGAAGAAGUAGAUGUUCUCAAAUUAUCAGAAUAUGAUUUAGAAUUAGUUAAAAACUAUAAGGAAAAUCAAGAUGACUCUAAAGAUUCAGUUGCUCACUUAUUUGCCUUGUUUAAUGUAAAGAGUGAUUACAUUGUUAAAUCAGAAGAAUUAGAAAACUAA
Messenger RNA from Hepatospora eriocheir, 864 nucleotides. The record is from the annotation of a GenBank genome assembly. NCBI's taxonomy places the organism in Eukaryota, Fungi, Microsporidia, Hepatosporidae.